Molecule: messenger RNA, 543 nt
Organism: Sabethes cyaneus
Lineage: Eukaryota; Metazoa; Arthropoda; Insecta; Diptera; Culicidae
Product: MAGE-like protein 2
Exons: 2
Coding region: 1-543 (180 amino acids)
Source: RefSeq, a predicted model, not a curated record
AUGAAGGCGUUUAUUGUAUUUUGUAUGGCUUUGGCCCUAGUUUCCUGUGCGGCAGUCGAUGAUUCCAACAGCAAGAAGGAGAAACGUGGUCUCUGGGAAUUGAGCGACGAUCAUGGCGAUUUCGGAUAUGAUAGCCACCGCAACUUCUACGAUGACGAUCACCAUCAAGUGAAGCACGUGUCCACCACGAUCACCAAGAAAGUUCCGGUGCCUUUCCCGGUAGAGGUCGAAAAACACGUCCCCGUGCCAGUGAAAGUCCCAUACCCGGUUCAUGUCGAAAAGAAGGUCCCGGUGGUUGUCGAGAAGAACGUCCCGGUUUACGUCGAAAAGAAGGUGCCGGUUCAUGUUGACCGCCCAGUUCCGUACCCAGUCGAAGUGAAAGUCCCAGUCGUCCAGAAGGAAUACGUUGAGGUCCCGAAACCGUACGCAGUUCAUGUUGAGAAGCCAGUUCCAGUGUACGUGCAGAAGCCGGUGUACGUCGAGAAGCACGUCCCCGUGACUGUUCAGAUUAAGGAACACAAGAAACACUGGGAUCUGUUUUGA